Messenger RNA from Mytilinidion resinicola, 2242 nucleotides. RefSeq lists its product as uncharacterized. The record is from RefSeq and is a predicted model, not a curated record. The transcript is spliced from 5 exons. Lineage: Eukaryota; Fungi; Ascomycota; Dothideomycetes; Mytilinidiales; Mytilinidiaceae. The coding region runs from base 103 to 1776 and encodes 557 amino acids.
CCUACAUCCCGUGUCCGCGUGGCCUAAGAGCAAACAUCCCUCUUUCGCCUUCGACUGCGCCCUUGCCGAGAACUGCGACGCCCUGAUUUCACACCCACUCAGAUGGCCGGGUUCCACCAGAGUUACCAGCCAUAUCCGAACCCUCCUCCUCAAGGCCAGAACCCGUAUCCUCCCUCUCCACAACCUCCGUACGGAUCUGGUGCCACACCCUAUCCGACAAUGCCCCCCGCCCACAACCAAUACGCCUCACCCCCGCCAUACCCGCCAUCCUCCUACAAUCGACCUCCUCCGCCGCCGCCGUCUGCAGCGCAGCCCUACGCCCAACAAGCUGGCGGCUAUGGGCAGCCUGGCGCGUAUGGGCAACAGCCUCCAGCACAAUACUCCCAGCAGUACCCACCACAGCAACCGGCGUACGGACAGGGACAACAGCCGGGAUAUUUUCCGCCUCCCGGACAAUACCCGCCGCAGCAGCAGCACGGCGGAUAUCCUCCUCAGGGUCAACCUCCCCAUGGCCAACCCCCCCAAGGCCAACAAUAUGGCGCCCCUCCUGCCCAGGCUGGGCCCCAAGAAGUAGCUGCAUACCGAAGCACCUUGCAGACCACCAUCCGGCAAAAGAACCUUUUGUCAUUCUAUGGCGCGGAUAGCUCCGCGUUGGAGCAGAUUGCUCAGCGCGCCUCCACCAAAGUCGGCCAGAUGUGCCAGCGCUGGCGUAUUCCCAAGGAAGUGGGUAAUGAUAUUGUUAGCCUUGGCUUGUUCGACAUCUGGCUGUAUGUCGACGACAGUGGCUCAAUGGCGUUUGAGGAGGAUGGCGAGCGUAUCGCGGAUCUCAAGCUCAUCAUUGAACGAGUUGCCUACGCUGCUACCCUGUUCGACGACGAUGGCAUCAACAUUCGAUUCAUGAACUCGAACCCGCCCGAGCAGCUCUGCAACAACAUUCGAACGGAACAGCAAGUCCAACAGCUCAUGUCGAAUGUGCAGUUCAAGGGCCUUACUCCCAUGGGAACCAAGUUGAACGAAAAGGUCAUCCAGCCCAUCUUGGCGGACGCUAAUAGGAACACGCUCAAAAAACCUGUUCUUGUCAUCACCGUCACGGAUGGACAGCCUGCUGGUGAACCACAGGGUGCCGUUUUCGAGACUAUCAAGCAAGCCUCUGCAGCUCUUGCACGAACCCCCUAUGGGCCUGGCGCAAUAAACUUCCAGUUUGCUCAAGUCGGAAACGAUGAGAAGGCCGGUAAGUUCCUCGCUACUUUGGAUGCGGACCCCACCGUCGGAAACCUGGUCGACUGCACAUCCAACUAUGAAAAUGAGCAAGUUGAGAUGGCUCGUGCAGUUCCACCAGUUGACCUGACACCUGAGCUUUGGCUCAUCAAACUUCUCAUGGGUGCCAUCGAUCCUUCGUACGAUCGCAAAGACGAAUUGACCCAGACACCGCCUGUGCCUGGCUAUGGGGGCCCUCAAGGCCAAUACGGCGCCCCCCAAGGUCAAUAUGGACAGCCUCCACAAGGCCAGUAUGGGCAGCCUCCUCAAGGCCAAUACGGACAGCCGCCUCAAGGACAAUACGGAGCGCCUCCUCAAGGCCAAUACGGAGCUCCUCCCCCAGGCCAAUACGGGCAGCAGCCCCCUCAGGGUCAAUACGGACAGCCUCCUCAAGGUCAAUACGGACAGCCUCCCCCAGGCCAGUACGGACAACAGCAGAGGCCUCCACAGCAAGGCGGUUAUCCCGGUCAGGCACCUUAUCCUGGCCAGCAGCCUGGUUACCCCCCUGGAAGGCACUAGAUUCUGCUCGACUCUUGUGGAAAGCAAGUUCACCUUCUGCUUCCUGGAAGGAUUUCCUUACACUCUUGGUUUUCCUUCUUUGUCAUGUCUUCUGAAUGGGAAGGUUGCUGGUUCUCUAUACGAGACUGCUCUGGUGGCCAUGGAAAAGGCGGCACAUAGCUUGUUGUGAGCUCUAGGUAGUCGGUAGCUUCCUCGGAAAAUUGGAAUAUCACUUGAGUCGGCCUUUACGCUCAUUUGUGUGAUACAACUUCGAAGCGACAUGGCGAGACCGCUUUGCGAACAAUUCAUUUGGAGCUAGAAGUAAAAUGGAUAUUAGUGUGAUAUGGAUCGCUUCCGGAUGCGUAUGAUCAGGGCGGGCGCAGCGUGCUACUUUUGAAGUCCAUCUUAAUCUUAGCCUCAGGCGGUCGAUCAGCUCAUCGGUAAGGAAAAGCCAAAUCUACGCACACCACAGGGUAUUCCCCAAGCU